UUGGAGAAUGUGGACUUGUGUGAGCUGCAAGAAGGGUAGAGAGGCAGAGCCGACAAGGUUAUUGCAUUAAUAACUAUCCGCAGGGGUGGACCAGACCUGGCCCCAGCUGAGUGCCUCCUAGCACUGAGGAAAGCAGAACCAAGCUUUGCAACAAUAAACUCUCCGUGCUCGAAGAGACUGCCCACCUCUAACAGGUGCUUACCCAGUGUACUUGAAAUCCUCCAGCCACAGGGAACCCAUCACUCCCAGUGCUGCCUCAUUGGGUGCUGGGUACUCUGAUCAUGAAGAAGAGUUUCUUUCUGACUGAGGCAUAUACUGUUCCUCUCUAAAUCCCUCCCCAACUCAUGGUUCUUCUCUCUCAAGCCAGGUGAGGGAGCUGAUUUCAUCUUUUGUAUGACAGCCCUUCAAAAAUUGAAAUCUGCCUCUGUAGAAUCACAGAAUUUUAUAGCUGGAGGAAACUUCAGACACAAGUCCUGUUACAGAAGAGGAAACUGGCACAGAGAGGAAAUGGCGCUUGCAUAAGAUCUCUUGGAACAGAGCAGGACCCAGGAUGCAAGACCCUAGGCAUCCCCGAGGCCUUCCACCGUCCCCAGGCCUUCCAAAGAGACAGCGGCAAGACCGCACAGUCUACAACUGGAAACAGCAGGAAGUGCUAGAAAAUCACUUUAAGAAGGAGCCGUACCCAGGCUAUGACACACGACAAAAGUUGGCGGAGAUGCUCAACCUCGGGGAGUACCAAGUGCAGGUGUGGUUCAAGAAUCGCCGGGCCAAACGCUCUCGGGAGCGGUUGUUCCAGCAGCAGCUCCAGCAGUUCCAGCAGCGUCCUCAGCAGCAGCAGCCUGAGCAGCAGGUCCAGCCCCAGCAGCCCCAGCAGCCCCAGCAGCCCCAGCAGCAGGUCCAACCCCAGCAGCCCCAGCAGCCGCAGCAGCAGGUCCAACCCCAGCAGCAGGCCCAGCCCCAGCAACCCCAGCAGCGCCAGCAGCAGCAGCCCCAACAGGAGCAGCAGCCCCAGGAGCUCCAGCUCCAGCUCCAGCAGCCCCAGCAGCAGCGGCCCCGGCAGCAGGUCCAGCCCCAGCAACCCCAGCAGCUCCAGCAGCAGCAGCCCCAGCAGCAGCGGCCCGGGCAGCAGGGGCAGCCCCAGGCAGGCCACAGCCCGCAGAGCUCGCACUGUGCCCCCUUUCCCUGAAGCCGCGGCCUCUGCCCCCAGUCAGCCUGGCCCCUUGGGAAUUCUCCCAGUGGUGGAACUCAUGAUCUUCAGCCUCCACCAGGCCUGAAGUAUCUUUGGGUGCAGAGCCCAGGAGGGCGUUUGGCUGCCCUGGGUCUAGCCCCUGGCCCAAUCCCAGCCCCAUUCCAGGCCCACUCAAAAGCUAAGGCCCAAUCCCAGGUCCAGGCUCCAUCCUAGCCCCUGGCCCGAUUCCAAGUCAGGCUUACUCCCAGGCCCAGCUCCAGCUCCAGCUCCAACUCCAAUUUUAGGCCCAGGCCCAGGCCCAGGCCCAGGCUUAGUCCUAGCCCAAUCCCAAGUCCUGGCCCAAUCCCAAACUUACGAUCACUCCCAGACUCAGCCCUAGUCUCCUUGUUACCUCAGAGCCCUUAUGGCUCCAAUUUCUUGCCAGACACAGUCAUUCCCUGACUUCGCAGAGCUCCUCCCACCCCUGGACCAGUUCGAGGGAUCCUUGGUCUCAACCACCACAUCUCAGUACCAAGAUGAGAAUGGCUCUACGGACAAAAAGACUCGGGCCCCAGGUGAUUAAUGAAUUUAUAGGCGGCCUGUGUCUGCAAAGUCCUGUGGAUCCCAGUGGAUCUGGAGUGGCUGGUUGGUCUACACCACUGGUGAAUGCACCACCAUUUACUCACCCUGCCACUGGUGGGCAUUUGCUGUCUUCACUGUAUGACCAUCACGACUGGCUCUGCUAUGAAUGCACCGGCCUCUCGUUUGAGUUCAGCCUGAGCAUUUCGCAGCUGGGAUUGGAGUUGCUGCUCAUGGAGGUGUUUGGCAUUAGUGGAUGCUGCUUAAGAGCUUUUUACAAAGCUCUUUCCAGAGCUUCUCCCAGCACUUCUGAUAGUCAGCAUUCUUCCUGACACAGGAUUGUGAGACUUUUUAAUGUUUGUGGAUCCAAUGGCUUAUGGCUUCCCUGAUAACUGAGAGGUUGAUAAGUUCUCAGAUGUUAAUUGAACCUUAGAAAUCUUCAUAAUGUGUCCAUUUGUUUACCCAUUUUUCUUCAUUUAUUUGAAUGCAUUUUUAUAUUCUCUUGAUAAUUAAAGUGCUACAAACACCCUCCAAAAAUACUUGCCCUAAUCAUUUAUUACUAUGUUGAUUGCAAAGUAAUGAUUUUCUAUCACUAAUGAACUAUGCCUUCCAGCUUCUCUCUUGCAUUUCAAGGGUACUCCUAUUCAGCCUACUCUGUGCAUGUAUGUAAGCAUGUCAGGGCUGAGGUAGACUUUAUGACCUCUGAGAUCCUUACUAACUUGAUUCUGAUUGAAGAGAAAGAUAAUUAGUUUAAAGUAAUAUUAAAUUUCAUAGGAAAAAUAUUUUUUGGAUUUGUAAUAUUUGCUUUAAGAACAUUUAUUGAGAUAUAUAUGCAGGAAAGUCUACCUCAUUCAUGUAUAACUCACUGUUUUUACAGUCUCUGGAAACACAGGGCACAUCUCUGUAAACAGCAUCCACAUCAACAAACAGAACAUCACCAGCUCUCCAGCAGCCUCACCACCCCAAAUGGACUAUUUGCUUUUCAUCUGGCAUAAUCAACAAUCUUCUUUCAGUGUUCUGAAUAAAUACAUGACAGGAAAUGUCCAGAAACAUAAUCUAAGAGCAAUUUAGUAUUUUCAACUUCAAAUUCCUGUCUAUUUUCUUUCAUUGAUGAGCCUAGAAAACUUAGAAACAUUUGGAUAUCUUUUAGUUUGCUUCCCUAAAAUGUGAACAAACAUGAUUAAGUAUUUGAUUAUUCAAUAAAUAUUUUGACCAACUACACAUCGUGCCAGACACUGUCAUAAAUGCCUAGAUUACACAGACAGAUAAGAACACCACUGGUGAAUGCACCACCAUUUGCUCACCCUGCCACUGGUGGGCAUACUGGUACCUGACUUCAAGAAUGACCAAGGGGAUAAAUCACAGCUCAGGGGGAUACAUGCAGUAGUGGAGGGACAUACGAGCGGGAUAGGCAAUGUCACUGUUCUCAAAGAGCUCGCAGUUCAGUGGCCAUAGAACCAGUGAGAGGAAAGAUUGAAGAUAAUGAAUCCUAGCAACAGAAGACACCACUGACAGCCUCCAUGGAGGCUUGGUCUUCUGAGGUGGAGUGGCUGGGUGUGGAAAAAAAAAUGGGAGAAAGGAUGAUGGUCUAUAGUAAUAGUAAUGUUAGUCAUUUCUUAAGACAAAGCUGAACUAGUUUCAGCAAUUUCUGUAUUCAAUAAAUGUGUUCCCUGUAGGUUAAAUGCAAUGGUGUACGUAGUCUCAACAUUAAAUGCAUAGUAAUUACUAUUAAUAAAUGCUCAUGUUUCCCCAGUCA
This is a messenger RNA of Macaca mulatta (Rhesus monkey), 3503 nucleotides long. The record is from RefSeq and is a predicted model, not a curated record. NCBI's taxonomy places the organism in Eukaryota, Metazoa, Chordata, Mammalia, Primates, Cercopithecidae.